GAGCAGCUUCCAGGAGCAGAUGGUUUACCCGGACUCCUGGGACCAUGCUUAUGCUUCCGUUCCGGUUCAGCGGUGGAGGUGACGGUGGCUCCAAAGGCCCCAUGGUGUCAGCUCAGGAGUCCCAAGCUCAAGCCAUCCUACAACAGGCCAGGCUGGCACUGAGAGGACCAGCUGGCCCAAUGGGACUUACUGGGAGGCCAGGACCCAUGGGCCCUCCGGGUGGCGGAGGAAUCAAAGGCGAACCAGGAGACAUGGGGCCUCAGGGUCCACGAGGUGUUCAGGGCCCUCCAGGUCCAUCGGGAAAGCCAGGACGUCGGGGACGUGCCGGCAGCGAUGGUGCCAGAGGGAUGCCAGGCCAGACAGGACCAAAGGGUGACCGUGGAUUUGAUGGCUUGGCUGGAUUACCUGGGGAGAAAGGCCACAGGGGUGACCCAGGCCCUUCUGGUCCUCCAGGAGCUCCAGGUGAAGAUGGGGAGAGGGGAGACGAUGGAGAAGUCGGACCAAGAGGUCUCCCUGGCGAACCUGGCCCCCGUGGUUUGCUGGGACCAAAAGGACCUCCGGGACCCCCUGGACCUCCGGGCAUCGGAGGCAUGGAUGGACAAACUGGCCCCAAGGGGAAUGUGGGUCCUCAAGGAGAACCUGGACCACCAGGUCAACAGGGAAAUCCAGGCGCUCAGGGUCUCCCAGGUCCUCAAGGUCCGAUUGGUCCACCAGGAGACAAAGGACCUCUAGGGAAACCUGGUCUUCCUGGCAUGCCUGGCGCGGAUGGUCCCCCGGGUCAUCCUGGAAAAGAAGGUCCUCCUGGUGAGAAGGGAAGUCAGGGACCUGCCGGCCCUCAGGGUCCAAUCGGAUAUCCUGGACCACGUGGUGUCAAGGGAGCUGAUGGUGUCCGUGGCUUGAAAGGAACAAAGGGCGAGAAGGGUGAAGAUGGCUUCCCAGGCUUCAAAGGUGACAUGGGCAUUAAAGGAGACAGGGGUGAAAUUGGCCCUCCUGGUCCACGGGGUGAAGAUGGCCCAGAAGGUCCAAAAGGUCGCGGUGGUCCCAAUGGAGAACCUGGCCCAUUAGGUCCUUCUGGAGAAAAGGGAAAGCUUGGAGUUCCUGGUUUGCCUGGUUACCCUGGAAGGAUAGGUCCAAAGGGAUCCACUGGAUUUCCAGGGUUUCCAGGAGCCAAUGGAGAGAAAGGCACAAGGGGCACCCCCGGUAAACCUGGACCACGAGGGCAACGAGGCCCGACGGGUCCCCGAGGAGAACGAGGGCAGCGAGGGAUCACUGGGAAACCUGGACCAAAGGGUAACUCUGGUGGCGAUGGCCCUCCAGGUCCUCCAGGAGAAAGGGGUCCUCCAGGACCUCAAGGCCCUACUGGAUUUCCAGGACCAAAAGGCCCCCCGGGUCCACCAGGAAAAGACGGACUGCCAGGUCACCCUGGGCAGAGAGGUGAAACUGGCUUCCAAGGCAAGACUGGUCCCCCUGGACCUCCAGGAGUUGUGGGUCCUCAGGGUCCUACUGGAGAAACUGGGCCAAUGGGUGAACGUGGCCACCCUGGUCCUCCUGGGCCUCCAGGUGAACAGGGACUUCCAGGGCUGGCCGGAAAGGAAGGCACAAAGGGUGAUCCAGGACCUGCAGGUCUUCCUGGGAAAGAUGGUCCAGCUGGUUUGAGAGGGUUCCCCGGAGACAGAGGCAUGCCUGGUCCAAUUGGACCUGUGGGACUGAAGGGCAACGAAGGGCCACCAGGUCCCCCUGGGCCAGCGGGUUCUCCUGGUGAAAGAGGUCCCGCUGGAUCAGCUGGUCCAAUUGGUCUACCUGGGAGACCUGGACCCCAAGGACCACCAGGCCCUGCUGGUGAAAAAGGAGCCCCGGGUGAGAAAGGCCCUCAAGGUCCAGCCGGUCGUGAUGGCAUCCAAGGACCAGUUGGCCUCCCAGGCCCCGCAGGUCCUGUCGGCCCACCAGGGGAAGAUGGAGACAAGGGUGAAAUCGGUGAACCAGGACAGAAAGGGAGCAAAGGCGACAAAGGAGAACAGGGUCCACCAGGUCCUACUGGUCCACAAGGCCAGAUUGGCCAACCAGGCCCAGCAGGAGCUGAUGGUGAGCCUGGUCCUCGAGGACAACAAGGUCUCUUUGGUCAGAAAGGUGACGAAGGACCAAGAGGUUUCCCAGGACCCCCAGGCCCAGUUGGACUGCAGGGUUUACCUGGACCUCCUGGUGAGAAGGGAGAAACGGGUGAUGUUGGCCAAAUGGGUCCUCCAGGUCCUCCGGGGCCACGAGGUCCAUCUGGGUCCCCAGGUGCUGAUGGGCCACAAGGUCCAUCAGGUGGCAUUGGAAAUCCUGGAUCUGUUGGUGAGAAGGGUGAACCUGGUGAAUCUGGAGAACCUGGGCUACCUGGAGAUUCUGGACCUCCAGGCCCUAAAGGAGAAAGAGGAGAAAAAGGUGAAUCAGGUCCUUCAGGGGCAGCUGGUCCUCCUGGCCCCAAAGGUCCUCCAGGUGAUGAUGGCCCCAAAGGUAGCCCUGGCCCAGUUGGCUUCCCUGGUGAUCCAGGUCCUCCUGGCGAACCCGGUCCAGCUGGUCAAGAUGGUCCACCAGGUGAUAAAGGUGAUGAUGGCGAAUCUGGGCAGACAGGCUCCCCUGGUCCAACUGGAGAGCCUGGUCCUUCAGGUCCACCAGGGAAAAGAGGACCUCCUGGGCCAGCAGGUCCUGAAGGCCGGCAGGGAGAGAAAGGUGCCAAGGGUGAGGGUGGCUUGGAAGGUCCACCCGGGAAGACAGGUCCUGUGGGCCCUCAGGGGCCUCCAGGGAAACCUGGUCCAGAUGGACUUCGAGGAAUACCUGGCCCAGUUGGUGAACAAGGACUUCCAGGUGCACCAGGCCCAGAUGGACCUCCAGGUCCAAUGGGUCCACCCGGUUUACCUGGGUUGAAAGGCGAUUCGGGUCCAAAGGGAGAAAAGGGUCAUCCAGGUUUGAUUGGUCUGAUUGGGCCUCCUGGUGAGCAAGGAGAAAAGGGAGACCGAGGCCUGCCAGGUCCUCAAGGGGGAUCAGGACCUAAAGGAGAACAGGGUAUUCCAGGUCCUUCCGGUCCAAUUGGUCCUCCUGGUCCACCAGGACUACCGGGUCCUCCCGGUACAAAAGGUGCUAAAGGAUCAUUGGGUCCAACAGGUCCAAAGGGUGAAAUGGGCCAUCCUGGUCCACCAGGGCCUCCUGGUCCUCCCGGGGAAGUGAUCCAACCUCUUCCCAUCCAUUCCUCGAAGCGGACCCGGAGGAACAUCGAUGCCAGCCAGUUGGUUGAUGAUGCUGCCAACACUGACAACUACAUGGACUAUGCUGAUGGCAUGGAAGAGAUCUUUGGGUCCCUAAACUCUUUGAAACUGGAAAUUGAGCAGAUGAAACAUCCCUUGGGCACUCAGCACAAUCCGGCACGCACCUGCAAAGAUCUCCAACUUUGUCAUCCAGACUUCCCAGAUGGUGAAUACUGGGUAGAUCCUAACCAAGGCUGUUCCAGGGAUUCCUUCAAAGUUUACUGUAACUUUACAGCUGGCGGUGAAACUUGCAUUUUCCCAGAUAAGAAAUCAGAAGGAGCUAGAAUUACUUCAUGGCCAAAGGAAAACCCAGGCUCCUGGUUCAGUGAAUUCAAGCGUGGUAAACUGCUCUCCUACGUUGAUUCGGAGGGCAACCCCAUUGGAGUGGUACAGAUGACUUUCCUGAGGCUCCUGAGUGCUUCUGCCCACCAAAAUGUCACCUACAACUGCUUCCAGUCUGUGGCAUGGCAUGAUGCCACUGCCGGCAACUACGACAAGGCCAUCCGUUUCCUGGGCUCCAAUGACGAAGAGAUGUCCUACGACAACAAUCCUUUCAUCAGGGCUGUCCUUGACGGUUGUGCAGCAAAGAAGGGCUAUCAGAAGACCAUCUUAGAAAUCGACACUCCUAAAGUGGAGCAAGUCCCCAUUGUCGACAUCAUGUUCAAUGACUUUGGAGAAGCAUCCCAGAAGUUUGGGUUCGAGGUGGGACCGGCUUGCUUCAUGGGCUAAAAUUGCCACUCGGAAAACUAGUCUCCAAAUGAGCAACCUCGUAACCUCAUUGUGCCUUCUAAUUUUUGGCUACGUUUUUUGUCACCGUCACGUGCACGUUUUGAAACUGGACAGUUUUGAUGGGUUUAUUGUCUUAUUUGUUUUUUUCCUUCCUGUUUUGCCGGAGACCCGACACUGCCGGGGGACACCAAACAAGCCAAAGCCUUCUCGUCGGAGACGGAAACUGUUCCCGUGGCAGACUGCUCCCAUCCCAGAAUCACAUGACCUAAAAUUGUAAUCCGUUGUCCAAAAAACGACCUCUUCUGACAUACUCUCCCUCUUUCUAUGCAUCUUCUUUGAGACCACUGAAGGGCUCAUCUUCCUGUGCUUGAAUGUAUGGCUGUUCCUCUCCAUCAGAAAUACUUUGACCAUAAAACAUGACCGGUGUUAGCUUUUGUCGUAAUUCUCAACAGCCUCGCCGAAAUUCUCGGCGGAAGAGGUUCCACUGAUUUAGAGAGCGUCCCAUUUCUGGAAGGUUCUGGAAAUGUCAUGGAGAAACAUCUGCCACGCAUCGUCCAGCCACUCUUUGGUGAACGUGGACUAAAGACGCCCAAGAACCUUCCUAGUUAGGAUUCUAUGUCUUCAACUGGGGUUUCAAUCAGAACCCAUGUGGAAUAUCCCCCACCCAAAGUUUGGGUAUUUCGAUUUUUAAACAUGCUUAGAUGAUCAAAGUAACAACUGAAAUCAAUUACACCUUUCAAAAAAAAGGCCAGGUUCUGACUGUAUACCCCAUAUGAUAAAGGUGCUUCUAUUUUUGUAUUUUGUAAGUAAAUAUUUGUAUAUUAUUAUAUUAAAUAUAAAAUGUUUCUGGGUUCAAAACAUGCAUGUGACUCACCCCCAUGUUCCCUGUCGGUAAUUUAAUGAGCAGUCAUUUUUCCGAAUAUCCAAUAUGCCACCACCAAAAGAUUGAAUGUUUGCAGCCUUAUGUGAUGCAUAACAGAAGUUCCACUAAAGUCCAAUCGGUUUUACGUCUCCAAGUACACAUGCCCUAACAACGUAAUACUUUGCUAAUGUUGUUCUGAAAGGAAACAAUGAGUAAUUUUAGCAAUUUACUUCCCAAUUCUGGAAAUUGUGCAGUUUUUGAAGACUAUUCACUGUCUAGGACUUAUUUGUACAAAAUUCACACCUGGUAUUUUUGUGCAGAAAAUGAACCCGCAUGCAAAUUUUGCACAAAAUAAGCCCCAAACCACCAAGAUACUUUUCAAUCCAGGUUUCUCCUGCUCACAGUUUCCUGACAUCAUUUUCCAAAUCAUUUUUUGAAUGUUCUUUCCAUCCCUAGCAGAAAGGAAAAUAGUUUUUCUAAGGAAGAGACUUCCUGUGUGAGAAAGUCUUUGGAAACUUGCAGUUUUUGAGGACCAUUUGCAGUUGGGGUUGUCACUUUAGGACAGUGGUUCUCACCCUUCCUAAUGCCGCAACCCUUUAAUUCCGAUGGUCUUGGUUCCUAAGACCAUCAGAAAUAUGUGUUUUCCGAUGGUCUUAGUCGACCCCUGCGAAAAGUCGUUCAACCUCCAAAGGGGCCACGACCUAUAGGUUGGGAACCACUGCCUUGCAACAAGCAAAUCCUUCCAAACAGUGUCAAAAGGGAAAUUCCUUUUUGGGAUCCAAACAACAAAGCAUUUACGCUUGCAUAGUUGUGACGACCAAGACAAACCUGAAGCAUGUCUCCAAAGAAACGAAAAACACAGAGGAAUGUGAGAAUAGUUUUUUAACCAAACUCAUUCAUGGACCAUUUUAGGGAGGGAAGGAUCUUGCUGCAAAAUACACCAACAUUUUAUUUUUUAAGGGUUGUUUUUUUUCUCCUAGCACAGGUUUGAGGUCAGCUCUGUCACUUUUUUCUGCCUUCACUUGAUUCCAUGUACAGGUCGGUUAUUUUUUUUAAUGCCUUUAACAAAGAACAUUAUUCUUUUCAGACUUCCAUUUCCACUGGAGAAUUGCAUUAUGGCAGGGACAUCCAUUCUAAAUGGAUUCUCUUUUAAAAUAAUAAUAAUAAAUAAGGAAUUAAAAACCCAGGUGCUUAUAUUUUUUAUGAUUUACAGUUCUCUCUGUUGGUGCUAUAUAUUUGAAUGACAACACUGGCGGUUCCCUGCCAUCAACCUGCCUUCAAAGCUCUUUGCAUUUCAGUCCAGUGGAGCACCUUUCUAAGACCCUAAUCCCUUGUUUUAAUAGAAUUACAUGCCAACUUGAUCAUACUCCAUAUGUAGACCUGCUGCUUCUGUCAUUUGCAUUAUGGUGCCUUUGAUGACCCAUGCAGAAAGUAUUAAAACUGUGUUUACUUGUGAGUGUGCAUUUAUGUGUGGGUGUGUUUAAGGAGAGGGGUUUUUUACCAUUGUUUCCCCCUUUGUAACCCAUAGGAUAUUCUUGCAUUUCAUAUGACGAUCAUUAUUGGCAGAUCUGUAUUUCAUUGCAGACUAUUUGUGGUGCUAAUUUAUGUGUUUGUUCAAUGUUCUGUAGUCAGGAUUGGAGGACCACCAGCUUUUUAGACCAAGAAGGCCUUUCUCUUAAGGCCAUGGAGGAAAGGUGCUUGUAGCAACUCAACCAUUCCAUGCAAAACAUCAGUUUUCUCCAUAGUUUGUCUCCACCGUCUUCCCAAAUGGAUGAGAGGGAGAGAGGGAGAAGGUGCAAUCCACUCACAGCUAAGAUCCAUAUCCAAGAAAGCAGGUGUAUUUUGUAAAGGAAAGACAUCACAAUCACUGUGAAUCAGAGCCUUCAUAUGAUGUCUGUCCCCACUGCUCUCUUGGCAAAGUAUCUCAUCCAUGAAAGAGAAAUUGCAGAAGUGAAAGUCUUGGGGUUUCGGGGGGUACUUCCUCAUUGGAAACUACCACAUGCUAGCAGAUCCCACCUGGGUUUGUGUUGUGUUUCUUGGGUUCUGCUCAUGUCUUUUUUGCUUUCUAAUUGAUUGGAAUAUAUAUAUAUAUAUAUAUAUAUAUAUAUAUAUAUUCUUAAACAGUGGUUUCAAAGUUAUAUACCAGGGAAUGCUAGACUAUACAUCAAAGACUCCAAGUUGGAAGGAAUACUAGUGAUGGGUCAGGUAGCCUUGAAGGACAGAACCGCCAUCUGUAUUAGAGGUUCCCUCUAUAGCAAGGAGGUGUUAGUGGUGGAAACAACCACUGCGAACAACAACUACAACAACCUUCUCUAUUUUCUUGAGAUAUGUUCAUUUAGUGGUCAGGGAACUCCUUUCCUGCUUAGGUUGCACUUCCAUUCACACGUGUCAGUGAUGUGAACAUGCCUACUCUGCCGCUUACAUAAACUGAGUUUACACCUUCAACUAUGCCCCAGAUUCUUCUUCCAUGGCAAACAUUCAGGGAACAUUUCUGACAAUGAAUCAAUACAAAACAGAUUUCCUGAAGGUAGAAACUUUGAACCCCACUGUGUUAGAACAUCACACACAGCAAUGAAGCCAUUUGAGAACAGCAUGCGUUGCACUAGUUCGUCUUCCAUUUGUUGUAGAAAUUCUGGAAAGUGCCACCAAAGAUUGAAUGUGUGGAUCUGCAAAAAAGAAACACCAGCUCCUACCUAUGGAAGGAGAGACAUAAGAAACAGCGUAACUUAGGUCAUGUGAUUCUGUUCUGGUCAUUUCUUGUUCAAGGGAUCUUUUGUUUUCUAUUUUAUUUUAUUUUUUUGUUUGGUGCUUCUGUCAAAAAACAAAACAAAAACCAAUCCUACCAAGUGUUGUAAAAUUGUACUGAAGUUUAUUUCAACCUUGUCCCAAUUUUCUCUCUCUCUCUUCUCCCAGACCACUUAGCUAUGGUAUAUUGCAAUAAAAAUUACUUAUUGUAUUUGCAGACAUUAUCUUUCUGUCUAAUUUUAUCCCCUUUCCCUUCUCAGUAUGACUUGAAAAAAAAUGUUGAUGAGAAAAUAAAGGCAUUAAAGCAAAGGUUCAGAUGCAUAGACCACUCCCCAUUUUCAAAUGUGUGCAUUGUGUAUAUGUGUAUAUAUGCACACAGACACAUGUGCACAUGCAUACACACACAGCCAAGUAACCUAUUCAUCCAUAUUCUAGUUGAAUAUGUCAGUGCCCCCUGCAAGGUAUUUUUUUUAAGAAGGAAAAAAAAUUAAACCUGUGUAAUAAAGGCAUAAAUGUAAUAGAUCUUUUUCAAUAAAUCGAGUUUACUGU
This is a messenger RNA of Sceloporus undulatus (fence lizard), 8169 nucleotides long. RefSeq names its product collagen type V alpha 1 chain (gene COL5A1). The transcript is spliced from 55 exons. Gene Ontology annotation, molecular function: extracellular matrix structural constituent. Lineage: Eukaryota; Metazoa; Chordata; Lepidosauria; Squamata; Phrynosomatidae. The record is from RefSeq and is a predicted model, not a curated record. The coding region runs from base 45 to 4013 and encodes 1322 amino acids.